Onychomys torridus (southern grasshopper mouse) is the source of this 2158-nucleotide messenger RNA. It is a transcript of the gene Pttg1ip, whose product is annotated as PTTG1 interacting protein. Gene Ontology annotation, cellular component: cytoplasm; nucleus. Bases 106 to 630 code for a protein of 174 amino acids. The transcript has 6 exons. Gene Ontology annotation, biological process: protein import into nucleus. NCBI's taxonomy places the organism in Eukaryota, Metazoa, Chordata, Mammalia, Rodentia, Cricetidae. The record is from RefSeq and is a predicted model, not a curated record.
CCCUGGGCUCGUCUACCGUGCUUCCGCGGUAGCUGUGCAAACAACCUCGGGCCGCGUCCAAGUUGAGUCUUCGGAGGUGCUGGCGGCGGACGCCACCGACGCACCAUGGCGUCUGCUGCUCUCGAGCUGACGCCGAGCUGGGUGAUGCUCCUCGGCGCCGCGCUGCUGCUGCUUCUGCCCGUAGCCUCUGCGCAGGAACCUCCGGGAGUGGGCUGUUCCCUGUACACAAACAGAUCCUGUGAAGAGUGCCUCAGGAAUGUCUCGUGUCUGUGGUGUAACGAGAACAAGGCAUGCUUGGACUACCCAGUGAGAAAAAUCUUGCCCCCUGCUUCUCUUUGUAAAUUGAGUUCUGCUCGCUGGGGCGUAUGCUGGGUGAACUUCGAGGCCUUGAUCAUCACCAUGUCAGUGCUUGGGGGCUCCGUGCUCCUGGCUAUCACUGUGUGCUGCUGCUGCUGCUGCCGCCGGAAGAAGAGCCGCAAGCCAGACAAGAGCGAUGAGCGGGCCAUCAGAGAGCAGGAGGAGAGGAGGGUGCGGCAGGAGGAGAGGAGAGCGGAGAUGAAAUCAAGACACGAUGAAAUCAGGAAAAAAUAUGGUCUGUUUAAAGAACAAAACCCAUAUGAGAAGUUCUAAAGCAGCUGGCAUAUAACUUGCGGCAGAUCUUGCAGUCCCAGAGUUUCCUGGGAGUGCCCUCCUGAGCAUAGCCUGCGGAGACCUUACCACUACAACCACCCAUGACCUGGGUCAUCCCUCCAGCUUCAGCACAGGCACCAGAGUGGCCUUGAGAGGACAAUCCUGCUCUUGUUCCCUCUAUCUCUGUAUGUAAUCCUUAUGGUGACGACCUUUUUGGGGGAGGAAAUGUACUCGGUCCCCACACUACAAAAGCCAGCAGCAGCCUGAGGCUGACUGGCUGAUGAGUGGCCUUGAUGCAAGAGUCACAUUGCAACAAAUGAAGUCAUAUUUACUUUAUGACAAGAAUUGACCCUCCAUCCUUGCUUUUCCCAAGGCUGUGCUGUGACUGCAAGCCUGUUUCUAUGACAUGUCAUUGUCCCCACAAUCUAGUGCCUAGCUAUAUCUAGUAAACAGGAGUGUAUGUAUGAAGUCACCUGAAGUCUUUAGUCCCUCAGGAAACAGUCUUACCAAAAACCUUUUAUGAAAAGUCCAGGCCUUUUUUUGGAUGACGUUUUUCAAUUGUCUUUAAUAGACCGAGAAUCUUUUCGCACAUGGGAAUUCUAAGUUGUGAAUUCAGGUUGAUACUCCUGUGAUUGCUAAGUCUUCUGCCUCAGGCUUCUCCAGCUGUGGUGAUGCAUGGAGUCACGUGUCCUCAGUCUUUUGUGCAGCUCUUGGACACCUCCCCUCUACCUGUCAGGCUGCCCAGUUGGUCCUGUGUGUGUGCAUCAUGAAGGAUGGACAGCUUGUCCACUGGCCAGCCUGAGCAGACAUACCCACCCACCUCCCUUCCCGCCCUGCUUCCCACCAUGGCUCAGCUCACUGUAUCUGACACAGCUUGUCACGGCACACGAGGGUCCCCAUGAUUCCUGAAAUCCAAGCUUGUCACUAGUAUCAUGAGCUUGGUGGCAGGGUAAGGAGGAAAGCUAUUCCCCCUGGGAAAACAGCCACCAGCAGAUGAGGUGACCUUUCUGCAGGCACCUUCAUGCCUGGACACCUCACCUAGCAGCUCGGUAACCCUUUCAACUCUGUCAGUCUGUCCAGGGAUUAACAUUUCUCCCCUCCAGUUUUCACAAACUGAGGGAAUGACCUUUACCACUCUGGAGUCUUACCAUUUUUCUGCCUUGUUAGGCCUUUGAUGUAAUUUAAAGCAUUGUCAAACAUUUCUUAAAGUAUUAUAGCAGCCAUUGAGAUUUCUACUGCCUGUUGAUAAGGAAUCCCCCUCACAGGCCUUGAUGAACUUUGUAUUAAUAUGUAGCAUAUAUAAAUCAUACCUUUUAGGUUGCUGAGCUGAUGUUAGAGUGACCAGCUGCUAAAUGCAGAGUAUUUAAUUCUCCGGUAUAGAAAUGCAGCAGGUGCUCACGGGACUGCCUGGUCUGGGCCCCACUCUGAGCAGCAUGAGGAGCAGCCACAGACCUACGCCUGAGACCGUGGCACCCAGUGCCUUACUUUUUAACCACUUUCCAAUAAAAUGGUUGGAUAUGGCUUUGAA